This is a messenger RNA of Helianthus annuus (common sunflower), 3266 nucleotides long. Its product is annotated as probable glutamyl endopeptidase, chloroplastic. Lineage: Eukaryota; Viridiplantae; Streptophyta; Magnoliopsida; Asterales; Asteraceae. Gene Ontology annotation, biological process: proteolysis. The transcript is spliced from 14 exons. The record is from RefSeq and is a predicted model, not a curated record. The coding region runs from base 115 to 2937 and encodes 940 amino acids. Gene Ontology annotation, molecular function: serine-type endopeptidase activity.
CAGAGGCUCUGGUCCAAUAACAAAUGUCCACAAACACAACCAGCACUUCAUCUAACAAUAAUAUUCGCGUUCGAUUGAAGAAGCCAUUGCUUAUCAGGCAAUCAAUCAAUCAUCAUGCGGUUACACCAACUCUCUCUCACUUCACCCACUCUUCUUCUUCUUCCUCAUUCCCCUCCUUCUCUACAUUUCAAACGCUGUCGUAUUUCAUCCUCUACAACACGAAAUCAUUCACAUAACCGCUUUCUUCAACCUAUGUCUACUUCACGGUUACAGAAGCUUGUACCUGUUGCUGCAAUCGCCACCGAAGAUGCCGCUGGUCCUAAUGGCUCUUCAGCUGCACAUGAAGAUGACGAAUCGAACGGUGGAUAUCGCCUGCCUCCACCAGAAAUUAAAGAUAUUGUUGAUGCACCACCACUUCCAUCUUUAUCAUUUUCUCCAAACAGGGAUAAAAUUUUAUUCCUAAAGCGAAGAUCUUUACCUCCAUUGUCUGAGCUGGCAAAACCAGAGGACAAACUUGCAGGCAUUCGUAUUGAUGGGAAAUCGAAUACACGUAGUAGGAUGUCAUUCUAUACUGGUAUCGGAAUCCAUGAUCUAAAGGAUGACGGCACAUUAGGUCCAGAAAAAGUGAUACAUGGCUUUCCAGAUGGAUCUAAGAUCAAUUUUGUUUCAUGGUCAACAGAUGGCAAGCAUUUAGCCUUCAGCAUUCGGCAAGACCAGGAGGACGAUAUUGGCAGUAAGCUUAGAGUAUGGGUUGCAGAUGUGGAAACAGGAAAAGCUAAGCCCUUGUUUCACGCGCCAGAUGUGUUUCUCAAUGCAGUUUUUGACAAUUACGUGUGGGUCAAUGAUUCUACACUCUUAGUCUGUACCAUCCCAUUAUCUCGUGGAAGCCCUCCGAAAAAACCAUUAGUCCCUUCGGGUCCUAAAAUCCAAUCAAACGAGCGAAAGAGUGUAGUUCAAUCCCGAACGUACCAAGAUUUGCUGAAAGAUGAAUACGAUGAAGAUUUAUUCGAAUAUUACGCCACAUCACAGCUUGUUUUGGUGUCUUUAGAUGGAAGUGUGAAAUUAUUUGGGGAACCAGCUAUAUAUACGUCACUAGAUCCAUCUCCUGAUCAGAAAUAUGUUUUACUAAGCUCAAUUCAUAGGCCGUUUUCUUUUAACGUGCCAUGUGGCAGAUUCCCUACAAAAGAUGAUUUGUGGUCCGCUGAUGGGAAAUUUAUAAGAACACUUUGUGAUUUGCCUCUUGCUGAGGAUAUUCCGAUUACAUUUAAUAGUGUUAGAAAAGGCAUGCGGUCUUUGAAUUGGAGAGAAGAUAAGCCUUCAGAUCUUUACUGGGUGGAGACACAAGACGGUGGUGAUGCUAAAGUAGAAGUUUCUCCUCGUGAUAUAGUCUACACACAAGCUGCCGAUGCCCCUGAAGGUGAAGAGCCAAAAAUCUUUUUUAAGCUUGAUCUUCGCUAUGGAGGAAUUAGCUGGUGUGAUGAUUCACUUGCCCUAGUAUAUGAAUCAUGGUACAAAACACGACGUGUAAGAACGUGGUUGGUUGCCCCUGGGUCCCACGAGACCCCACGUUUAUUAUUUGAUAGAUCGUCUGAAGAUGUUUACUCGGACCCCGGUUCUCCCAUGUUAAGGAGAACUCCAGAUGGAACAUAUAUCAUUGCUAAAUUUAAAAAGGAAGAUAAAGAAGGGACGUAUUUAUUACUAAACGGAAGUGGUGCUACCCCAGAAGGAAACAUACCUUUCUUAGACCUCUUUGACAUAGAUACGGGAGAUAAGGAAAGAAUAUGGCAGAGCGACAAGGAGAAGUAUUACGAGAGUGUUGUGGCUUUAAUGUCGGACCAAACAGCAGGAGACUUGAACGUGAACGAGCUAAAAGUGUUGACUUCCAAAGAGUCAAAGACUGAAAACACCCAAUAUUAUAUACAACACUGGCCCGAUAGGAAAGCAUUUCAAAUCACUAGCUUUCCACAUCCAUACCCGCAGUUGGCAUCAUUACACAAGGAAAUGGUGCGGUAUGAGAGACGAGAUGGGGUGCAAUUGACGGCAAAUUUGUACCUGCCACCUGGCUAUGACCCGUCACGGGAUGGCCCGUUACCUUGUUUGGUUUGGGCUUAUCCUGGUGAGUUUAAGAAUAAAGAAGCAGCGGGUCAAGUUCGUGGUUCACCUAAUGAGUUUCCUGGCAUAGGUUCAACUUCACCGUUGCUUUGGUUGGCAAGGAGAUUUGCGAUAUUGUCUGGACCCACAAUACCUAUCAUUGGUGAGGGAAAAGAAGAGGCAAAUGAUAGUUACGUUGAACAACUUGUUUGGAGUGCAGAGGCUGCAGUUCAGGAAGUUAUCCGCCGUGGGGUGGCUCAUCCAGACAAAAUUGCUAUUGGGGGACAUUCUUAUGGAGCAUUCAUGACCGCAAAUCUCUUAGCACAUGCCCCUCAUCUUUUUUCUUGUGGAAUUGCUCGCUCAGGAGCUUACAAUAGAACACUAACGCCUUUCGGGUUUCAGAGUGAGGAUAGAACGCUGUGGGAAGCUACUGAUACUUACAUCAAGAUGAGUCCUUUCAUGUCCGCCAAUAAGAUUAAGAAGCCCAUUUUACUUAUUCAUGGAGAAGAAGACAAUAAUUCAGGAACCUUAACGAUGCAGUCGGAUCGUUUCUUCAAUGCUUUAAAGGGUCACGGGGCCCUCUCUCGCCUAGUCAUCCUACCAUUUGAGAGCCAUGGUUAUUCAUCACGGGAGAGCAUAAUGCAUGUCCUUUGGGAAACUGACAGGUGGCUACAGAAAUUCUGUGUUUCAAAUUCUUCAGAAGAUAUUGCAUCAAAAAACAAUGAAAGCAAAGAAACUAAAGGCUCUGAGGAUAAAGCUGUCGCCUCUGGUGGUGGUGGUGCUGUUGCUGAGCUGGAAGACAAUGGAGUUGAUGAUCUUCAUUUUCAUACAAGAUCAUCACUUUGAUUCUCGUUUUGGAGCAACAAUUGGUCACUGGUUAUUUGAAAAGCUAUUUAGCAGGCGUGCCAUAUCAGCUCCUGAGAAUACACAAUCGGCUGAUGCUGUGCAAUGUAUAUAUGAAGGGAUGGCUAUUGUACCGUCCCUAUAGUCUUGAAACGAAAACAAAACAAACUUGUAUGCGACUUGGAUACAAUUAAUUUUUGUAACAAACUAACAAUCCUGCAACAUGAAAUUGGAGGAAGCAAAUUCAUUUAAAUUUGUCAUUUGAUACAACAAUUCUUCUAUCAUUUGAUGUAACCUUUUUAUAUAAAAUAAAUUACCAUUUUUGCUUGUUA